GGGAUGCUGACGCUGGUGCUGAGCUGCAUUGACCGCCUGAGCGCUUACAGCACCGCCGCCCAGUUCGGGGAGGCCGCGGGGGAGGAGGCGGCGGCCGCCUGGAAGGAGAUCGUCAACCUGCUCUACGAGCUGCUGGCCUCGCUGAUCCGGGGGAACCGAGCCAACUGUGCCCUGUUCUCCACCAACCUGGACUGGCUCGUCAGCAAACUGGACCGGCUGGAGGCCUCCUCGGGCAUCCUGGAGGUUCUGUACUGCGUGCUGAUCGAGAGCCCCGAGGUGCUCAACAUCAUCCAGGAGAAUCACAUCAAAUCCAUCAUCUCCCUGCUGGACAAGCACGGCCGCAACCACAAGGUGCUGGACGUGCUGUGCUCGCUGUGCGUGUGUAACGCCGUGGCCGUGCGCUCCAACCAGAACCUGAUCACCGAGAACCUCCUGCCCCGCCGCGACCUGCUGCUGCAGACCGCCAUGGUCAACUACGUCACCAGGGGUGUCCCCAAGGCCGUGGCCUCCCCCCAUCGCCGGGCCCUGGCCGGGGGGGACGUUGUCAGCUGCUGCCUGGACCUGGGGGUCCCCAGCGCCUCCUUCCGCCUCAACGGGGCCCCCGUGCAGGGGGUCCUGGAGGGCUUCAACCUCGACACCCUCUUCACCCCCGUGGCCAGCUUCUCUGCAGGGGUCCGGUGA
Molecule: messenger RNA, 681 nt
Organism: Sturnus vulgaris (Common starling)
Lineage: Eukaryota; Metazoa; Chordata; Aves; Passeriformes; Sturnidae
Source: RefSeq, a predicted model, not a curated record